Messenger RNA from Guillardia theta CCMP2712, 531 nucleotides. RefSeq lists its product as hypothetical. The record is from RefSeq and is a predicted model, not a curated record. The transcript is spliced from 3 exons. The coding region runs from base 1 to 531 and encodes 176 amino acids. NCBI's taxonomy places the organism in Eukaryota, Cryptophyceae, Pyrenomonadales, Geminigeraceae.
AUGGGAUCGAAUGGAAGGAGCUACGUGAUGCAGAAGAAGGGGUUGAUAAUCUCCUGUACUUGCCCGCUCUGGCGCUAUCAAGCGCUGGACACUGUUCCGCGUGAGAUGAGAACCUGCAAGCACCUCCAGGCGUUUCUUGGUCGCGAGUUGGAGCUUGCGCGCGUGGGACAAGUGGGAGGAGAGAUGACGAGGAAGACGUACAGGAGGUUGAAGAAGCAGCAAGACGAGCAUCGCCUUGCGGAGAAGAUGAAGGAGAAGGAGUACGAACAAAUCAUCGCAAAGGCAAAGCUGGACAAGGAGCAGGGAGAGCUUGAGAGGGAGUGGACGGCAGUCUCGGCCAUGGUGGACAGCGUUAUCACACCGAGCAAGGAGGAAGAAAAGUAUCAGGUGCUUGACAGCGAGCAGGAACAUGAGAAACAAGUUGAAGCAAGCUCCAACAAGUCGAAGCUCAAAGGGAAAGGCAACACAUACCAGACCCCUUCGAAGAACGGUAGCGCUGCCUGCUCUCUCUCCAAGGAGAGGUUGUUUUGA